GCAGGAAACGAAAAGCAACGUCCCACUGAAACUGCAGGAGAGGAAGAGCAGCGUCCCCACUGAAACUGCAGGAGAGGAAGAGCAACCUCCCCCUGAAACUGCAGGAGAGGGAGAUGGGUAUGGUUUAAGCUUGGAUGAAAUGAGAGCUUUGACAGUUCAGACAGUGAGGUUUGCCAUGGGUCUACCUCUGUUGAAACGUGCAGUUCAGGAUCUGGUAAAAAAAAAGAAUUUUGUCAGCCGAACGCUCGUCAUAGGAGAAGUCCUCUCCAUGGCAGACAUGGCCACAGGAGUGAAGUGUGGAAUAAUUUAUUGGCUAUUUGGUGGUGCUAUCAGGAAUCUCAGGAGCCCUGAACAUGUUACUAAGUGGUUUCAGCCACUCCAGCAGAAAUACACUGGGAUGUUUGCAAUGACCGAGAGGGGCCAUGGGAGCAAUGUGAGAGGGAUCCAGACCGAAGCCACCUUUGACCUCUCUGCCCAGGAGUUUGUAAUUGACACACCAUGUGAAAAUGCCGAGAAGAUGUAUAUUGGAAAAGCCACGUACGGGAAUUACCCAGCCGUCUUUGCCCAGCUCAUCAUAGAUGGAAGAUCUCAAGGGCCCCACUGUUUCAUCGUUCCUGUCCGGGAUGAAAAUGGAAGCUUGUACCCAGGAGUGACAGCUAUUGAUAUGAUGUACAAGGAGGGUCUUCAUGGUGUGGACAGUGGGAUUUUAAUAUUUGACAAGGUUUGGAUACCCAGGGAGAACCUGCUGGAUAAGUUUGGUUCCGUGGCUCCAGAUGGACAGUACCAUUCCCCUGUUAGGAACAAGAGCGCAAGAUUCAAUGCCAUGCUGGCAGCACUGACCCCUUCGAGAUUAGCUGUGGCUUUCCAAGCUAUGGGUGCCAUGAAGCUUGGGUUGACGAUAGCCAUUCGCUAUAGCCACAGUCGGAGGCAGUUUGGGCCCAAAACCAAGGAAGAGGUGAAGAUCAUUGAGCACCAAACGCAGACCCUGUGGCUGAUGCCCCACCUGGCCACAGCCUUGGCCCUGACCUUCGUCAGCAGGUAUGCCGGGGCCCUCCUGGGUGAGGAUGUCUUCCAGGGAAAGGAGCUGGUCAACAGUCACUCACUGCAGGCUCUGGUGGUGGGGCUGAGGGCCUACAGCACCUGGGAGAACAUCCGCUGCCUGCAGGACUGCCGCGAGUGCACUGGAGGCAUGGGUUACAUGAUGGAAAAUCAAAUCUCAGGCUUAAAGUGUGACACAGAUGUGUUUGCCACUUUUGAAGGUGACACUGUUGUUAUGCUUCAGGUUGUGGGGCGGGAACUGCUGGCCCAGUAUACCAAACAGUAUGAAGAAAAACCACUCUUUGGCCUGCUCCAAAACUGGGCUGAAUCUGUGGGGGACAAGCUGAGAACAAGCUUCUUAUGCUUUUUUUUUCCUGGCAUUUAUGAUCUUGCCUUUCUGUUGAAAGCAGUGAAAUUUCGUGAAAGGGUUCUUCAGUGGGGUUUGGUGACCAGAAUUUAUUAUAAGCUAAAGACCAAGAAGGAGGAUUUUUUCCAUGCCUGCAACUCGUGUCUGCACCACGUGGCUUCUCUGUCCCUGGCACACACUCACCGAGUUACCUUAGAGCAGUUCUCCCUGGCAGUGAAGAGCUGUCCUGACCAAGAGGACCAGACUUUGUUAAUGAAAUUUUAUCUGUUGUAUGGAACCAAGUUGGUGUUUCAGGAGUGGGCCUGGUAUUUAGAACAUAAAUACUUGACUCCCACGGCCAGCACGAGGAUCAGGAAUCAGGAAUGUCUUAUCCCUGCCUUCCAGUGGCUGCCAGAACAAACAAGGGCAUCCGCAGCGUUCCUUGGCAUUGGCGUUAACAGCAGAUGGAUUUUCCGCAGCAGCCAGGUGGAAGAUGGCUAGCAUUGGUCCGCCGUCUCACUGGACUGAAUUUCAAGAAUCAUGGCCUACUGCCAGCCAGUUGCUGGAUUUGUGAGACUUGGUGAAGG
Molecule: messenger RNA, 1971 nt
Organism: Piliocolobus tephrosceles (Ugandan red Colobus)
Lineage: Eukaryota; Metazoa; Chordata; Mammalia; Primates; Cercopithecidae
Gene: ACOXL
Product: acyl-CoA oxidase like
Exons: 21
Coding region: 140-1885 (581 amino acids)
Biological process (GO): fatty acid beta-oxidation using acyl-CoA oxidase; lipid homeostasis
Cellular component (GO): peroxisome
Molecular function (GO): acyl-CoA oxidase activity; fatty acid binding; FAD binding
Source: RefSeq, a predicted model, not a curated record